AUGUCGGCUAUUAGACCUGAUUUAAAAUUUGCUGAUUCAGGUGAAGAAAGAGGGUUUUAUAGAAACUAUUUGAAACUAUUGCCUUCAAAACCACUAAACACAAUCAGAAUUGUAGAUAAAGGUGAGUACUACUUAGUCAUUGGAUCAGAUGCUGUAUUUGUUGCAGAUACAAUAUAUCAUACUCAGAAUGUUCUAAAAGAUUGUCAGUUGGAUUCAAUGACAAGGAAAAACUUUCAAGAACCAACUGUCUAUGUGACAAUGUCUCCGCAGAUAUUGUCUAAUUUAUUAAAAAUCUGUCUCUUUGAUCUGGGCUAUAAAAUUGAGAUAUACGAUAAGAAUUGGAAACUAUUAAAUUUGGCUUCACCUGGGAAUAUUGAACAAGUUAAUCAUCUAUUAAACAAUUAUAACAUCGAAUCAUCUAUUGUAAUUGCAUCUUUGAAAGUAGGUACAUCAUCCCAUGGUAAUAAUGAUAAUUUUAAUAUUGGUAUAACUUUUAUAGACACCACAAAUUUUAAAAUUGGAUUGCUAGAUUUAUUAGAUAAUGAAGUGUUUUCUAAUUUAGAAAGUUUUUUGAUCCAAUUAGGUGUAAAAGAAUGUAUUUUACCAGAGAGUAUGAAUAAUGAACAGGCACAAUGGAAAAGAUUCGUCAAUGUCAUUGAUCGUUGUAAUUGUUCUGUGACUUUUUGUAAAAAUUCUGAUUUUAACGAUAAAAGUAUCGAAUCAGAUUUGAUUAAAUUAACUGAUAAUAAAUUGGUCAUGUCAUUGCCACAAAAGUAUUCAAAGGACUCCUUGUCCUCAUGCAAUGCAUUAUUAUCAUAUUUACAGAUCCUUUCAGAUGCAACAAAUCUGGGUAAAUAUGAAUUGGUUAACCAUUCUUUAAAAGAAUUUAUUAAAUUAGAUUCUUCUUCGAUAAGAGCGUUGAAUCUGUUUUCAUCGUCUACUUCAUUUGGGUCCUCUUCACAUUUUCAUGGGAACACCAAUACUAAUAAAAUUAAUUCUUUGUUUCAGUUAUUAAAUCAUUGUAAAACUAACGCAGGAACAAGAUUAUUAAAUGAAUGGUUAAAACAACCAUUGACUGACAAAGCAAAAAUAAUAGAAAGACACAAUUUGGUUGAAUUCCUUAUGGACAAGUUUGAACUAAGACAAAUGUUACAAACAGAGUAUUUACCACAAGUUCCUGAUGUUCGUCGUAUCACAAAAAGAUUGAAUAAAAAUAAAAAUAUAUCGAGUCAAAGUAGUAGUUGUCUUCAAGAUGUUUUGACGUUAUACGAUUUUUCUAUGAAAAUGCCAGACUAUAUUGAACUACUGGAAUCAUAUAUUCAAGAAGAAACAUCAACAGAUGCAGAUGGAUUGGUAAACAACUUAAUUAAAGGCACAUGGAUUAAUCCCCUAAAGCAACAUAUGGAGCCAUUAUCAAAAUUACAGGAAAUGGUUCAAACCACGAUUGAUUUAGAAUCAUAUGAGACAAAUAAUGAUUAUAUGAUCAGAGUAGAAUUCAAUGAAGAAUUAGCAGAGAUUAAAUCUAAAUUAGAUGAAUUGAGGGAACAGAUUAAAAUUAUCCAUUUAGAGUCUGCUGAUACUUUAGAUUUUGAUCCAGAAAGGAAAUUGAAGUUGGAGAAUCAUCAUAUACAUGGUUGGUGUAUGAGACUGACGCGUAAUGAUGCCAAAAAAUUGAGAAAUUAUAAAGAAUUUAUUGAAUUAUCAACUGUGAAAGCUGGUAUUUACUUCAGUACAAAACGAUUGAAGGAAGUGGCCAAUGAAACUGCCAAGUUAGAAAAGGAUUACGAAAGACAACAAGCAACGUUAGUGAAAGAGAUUGCUGAAAUUACCUUAACAUAUACUCCAGUAAUGGAAAAACUGUCUUUAACCUUUGCAAACUUAGAUGUCUUAAAUUCUUUUGCUCAUGUAUCUUCAUAUGCACCAAUUCAAUAUGUAAGACCACAAAUGUAUGGUUUUGAUGAAGAAAACAGAAAGACAAGACUUAUUGGUUCUCGUCAUCCAGUUGUAGAAAUGCAAGAUGAAGUUAUCUUUAUUGCCAAUGACGUAAAUAUGGAAGCAAAAACUAAUGAAUUUCUUAUCAUAACUGGUCCAAAUAUGGGUGGUAAGUCUACAUAUAUCAGACAGGUUGGAGUGAUUACCUUAUUAGCACAGAUUGGCUGUUUCGUUCCUUGUGAAGAAGCAGAAAUUGCAAUUGUGGAUGCAAUUUUAUGCAGAGUAGGUGCUGGAGAUUCACAAUUAAAAGGUGUAUCUACUUUUAUGGUAGAGAUGUUGGAAACUGCCUCUAUUUUAAAAAAUGCAACCAAAAACUCAUUAAUUAUUAUUGAUGAGCUAGGUCGUGGUACUAGCACUUACGAUGGGUUUGGUCUUGCUUGGGCUAUUGCAGAACAUAUAGCCACUAAAAUUGAAUGCUUUACACUAUUCGCUACCCAUUUUCAUGAAUUGACACGUUUGGCUGAUAAAUUACAAAAUGUUCAGAACUUAAAUGUUAUAGCGCAUAUUGAGCAAGGAGCUGAAAGCCAACAUGACAGCGAUGACAUUACCCUAUUAUACAAAGUUGAACCAGGUGUAUCAGAUCAAUCAUUUGGGAUCCAUGUGGCAGAAGUGGUACAAUUUCCUCAGAAAAUUGUUAAAAUGGCAAAGAGGAAAGCGGCCGAAUUAGAAGACCUUAAAAAAGGUAAUGAGGAAUUAAAGAAAGUGAAGUUAUCAGAAAAAGAAAUGGUUGAAGGAAAUGAAAUGUUGAAACAAUUGUUGAAGUCAUGGGUUGCAGAAGUUAAAGCUGAAGGUCUUGAUCCCGUUGAUAACAUGAAAGAAGAAGAGGCUCAAUUAAGAAUUCAGGAAUUAUUAAAACAGAUUGCAUUAAAAGUAGAAAAGGAAGAAGGCAAUAAAUACUUGGAAUAUAUAAAAUCUUUGUUGUUAUAA
Molecule: messenger RNA, 2919 nt
Organism: Arxiozyma heterogenica
Lineage: Eukaryota; Fungi; Ascomycota; Saccharomycetes; Saccharomycetales; Saccharomycetaceae
Gene: MSH2
Product: mismatch repair ATPase MSH2
Exons: 1
Coding region: 1-2919 (972 amino acids)
Biological process (GO): mismatch repair; mitotic recombination
Cellular component (GO): MutSalpha complex; nucleus
Molecular function (GO): ATP-dependent DNA damage sensor activity; mismatched DNA binding; ATP binding
Source: RefSeq, a predicted model, not a curated record